CCGACAGUGUAAUUUUUGCACAAUGACGUUCCCUUAAGCCGGGUGCACACUGCGCUAUUUUUAAUAGUCCUUUGUAACUGUUGCUUGUCAGACUGUACGAGCACGAUCCCCACUGUAAGCCAUGUCACACUGUCUCAGUUGUCAUUAAUGUCAGACUGUACGACAGUCAAGACAUGAAAAACGGACGCAGGCAAGAAAACUCGUAUGGAGUAGGAGAAGCAACACCACAGGACUGUGCCUCAAAUCUUCGGACACCGCCAGAAUUUAAUCCGAGGAAAAAUUUGAACGCAAAGGCCAUUAAUCGGCUGACGGGGAACGCGUCAAACUAGUGAUCAAAGACUACUGAUUUUGGCCUAGGAUUAUAGGAAUCUUUUAGGAUCUCAAAAUUUCAGACAACCAAACCAUGGCCAAAAUUGCACAGUGUGAACCCGGCUUUAAUUGUUUCCACUGACCAACUUUACAGGGAAAAGGCUGAAAAAGGUGCACCAACUGUGGAAGACCUCCUACAUUGUUCCGGUGCCCAAGAAAGGUCAUCCCAGUACCUCAAAUAACUACAGACCUGUGGUGCUGACCUCACAUGUCAUGAAGACCUUUGAGAGACUGGUCCUGAGGCACCUGAACCUGAUCUUAAGUGACUCCCUUGAUCCACUGCAGUUUGCAUACCAGACCCAAAUCAGCGUGGAUGAGGCAAUCAUCUAUCUACUGCAUAGGGCUUACUCAUACCUAGAGAGGCCAGGAAGCACAUUGAGAAUCAUGUUUUACGAUUUUUUUUACUGCAUUUAACACCAUCCGGCCCCCGUUGCUUGCAGAAAAGCUCUGGAACAAACGGGUAGAGCACGAUAUGGUGGCUUGGAUCAUGGACUAUCUCACCAGAAGACCACAGUAGGUCUGACUGCAGGGCAGCCUGUCAGAUGUAGUGAUGUGCAACACCGGCGCACCUCAAGGAACUGUGCUUUCACCUUUUCUUUUCACCAUAUACACCUCUGACUUUAACUCUGACUACAACUCUGGAACAUGCCACCUCCAGAGAUUCUCUGAUGACUCCUCCAUCGUGGGCUGCAUCAGUGAAGAGAAGGAGGAGGAGUACAGAGGCGUAGUGGAGAGCUUCCUCAGAUGGUCUGUGGAUAACCAUCUUCAGCUCAACAUCAGCAAGACCAAAGAACUGAUAGUGGACUUCUGCCGAAACAGAAAGCCCCCAACACCUAUUACCAUCCAGGGGGAGAAAAUAGAGAUGGUGGACUCGUACCAGUUCCUGGGAGUGCACAUCAACAGCAAGCUGGACUGGUCGGAAAACACCAAAGUUCUCUACCGGAAGGGACAGAGCAGACUGUUUCUUCUAAGGAGGUUCAGGUCGUUUGAUGUGUGCAGCAAGCGAUUGCAGAUGUUCUAUCAGUCUGUAGUAGCCUGUGCCCUGUUCUUUGCUGUGACAUGCUGGGGAGGUGGAGUUAAGGCUUGGAAGGCUGACAAACUCAACAAGUUGGUGAAGAAGUCCAGCUCUGUUGUUGGUCACAAACUGGACAAUCUGUAGACUCUGGUGGAGAAGAAAAUGAGAAAUAAAUUCAGGUCCAUUUUGGGAAACCCCUUUCAUCCACUGUAUGCUGAGCUGCAGCAGAUGGAGAGCACCUUCAGCCACAGGCUCAUCCCCCAAAGUGUAAGACAGAACGCUUCAGAUGUUCCUUUGUGCCGACAGCCAUUGGACUGUACAACAACUAGCCACCCCCUCCUUUGACCUUACUUUUGACUACACUACAAAUACGCUAUUACAGUGUUGUAAUAUGGGUAUCAUACUGUAUUUUUUGCACUGCUCACACACCACAUCACUGCUUCAAAGCUACUGCUAUAUGUCUAUACUGGUUAUACUGUACAGCUGCAAUAUGUAUAUAGUUUUGUGUACACUGUACAUAUGCGAUAUAUACAUGAGCUAUUUGUAUAUUGGGACUGUACAUUGUUGCUUGAUGUAUAUACUGCUCAUAUGUAUGUGUGUGUGUGUGUGUGUGU
Messenger RNA from Ictalurus punctatus (channel catfish), 1998 nucleotides. Its product is annotated as RNA-directed DNA polymerase from mobile element jockey. Bases 920 to 1528 code for a protein of 202 amino acids. The record is from RefSeq and is a predicted model, not a curated record. NCBI's taxonomy places the organism in Eukaryota, Metazoa, Chordata, Actinopteri, Siluriformes, Ictaluridae. The transcript has 2 exons. Gene Ontology annotation, molecular function: 2-oxoglutarate-dependent dioxygenase activity; methyltransferase activity.